Aspergillus tanneri is the source of this 312-nucleotide messenger RNA. Its product is annotated as histone H4. The coding region runs from base 1 to 312 and encodes 103 amino acids. The record is from RefSeq and is a predicted model, not a curated record. Gene Ontology annotation, molecular function: DNA binding; protein heterodimerization activity; structural constituent of chromatin. The transcript is spliced from 3 exons. Gene Ontology annotation, cellular component: nucleosome. Gene Ontology annotation, biological process: nucleosome assembly. NCBI's taxonomy places the organism in Eukaryota, Fungi, Ascomycota, Eurotiomycetes, Eurotiales, Aspergillaceae.
AUGACUGGACGUGGAAAAGGUGGCAAGGGUCUCGGAAAGGGCGGUGCCAAGCGCCACCGCAAGAUUUUGCGUGACAACAUCCAGGGUAUCACCAAGCCCGCUAUCCGCCGUCUCGCGCGUCGUGGUGGUGUCAAGCGUAUCUCUGCCAUGAUCUACGAGGAGACCCGUGGUGUCCUGAAGACCUUCCUCGAGGGUGUCAUCCGUGAUGCCGUUACCUACACUGAGCACGCCAAGAGAAAGACAGUCACUUCCCUCGACGUCGUCUACGCUCUCAAGAGACAAGGCCGUACUCUGUACGGUUUCGGUGGUUAA